UCCAACUCUUGCAUUUGCCUCGCAGCUACUCAACUCAACUCAUAAUUCACCUUCUCUCACUCUCUCUAUAUAAUGUGUGUGUCUGUGUGUUUGCGCCCUAAGUUAGGGCACGCGCAAACACACAAAUUACAUUACAUUAUUUCACUUGACAAAUGGAUAGUGCAACUGGAAGAAUUGACGCGGCGAUUAAGAGUAGUAGUGAUUCGAUUUCGGGAAACGGAGAAGGCCGCGUCCAUGGAUUUGGUUGGGCAGUGGACAGCGCCGUAAGGAGUACGAUUGCGUCGAAUUCUGAAAUAUCCUCUGUCCAUGGAUUCGGUUGGGCAGUGGAGAAUGGCAUCAAGAGUAGCACUGCGCCAAAUUUCGAAACACAGGACACUGUUCAUAGUAUCCGUUGGGCGGUGGACGAUGCAAUAAGGAGUAGGGUUGCACCAAAUCCCGCUCCUCUCCACGGUUUUUCUUCGGCCGUGGAUAAUGCCAUCAGCAGCAAGGUUGGUGCCGAAACAGCAGCUGAAGCUGAAACUGAUUCUGAAGCGGAAUUGAAAGAGGCGUGGUAUGUGGAGGGGUCAUGGCAGAAGGGUGAGAUGUUAGGGAAGGGCUCCUUCGGCACAGUCUAUGAAGCCAUCUCAGAAGAUGGAUUCUUUUUUGCUGCAAAGGAGGUGUCUUUGCUGGAUGAUAGAAGGCAUGGCAAACAAUGCAUUUUCCAACUUCAGCAGGAAAUAUCUCUUUUGAGUCAGCUCCGGCAUGACAACAUCGUUCGAUAUCUAGGCACAGACAAGGAUAAUGAUAAGCUGUAUAUCUUCCUCGAGAUUGUAACAAAAGGAUCAUUGGCAGUUUUCUAUAAAAAGUAUCAUUUAAUGGACUCUCAAGUUUCUGCAUAUACAAGGCAAAUUUUAAGCGGCUUGAAGUAUCUUCAUGAUCUUAAUGUGGUUCACAGGGACAUCAAGUGUGCCAAUAUACUGGUUGAUGCAACCGGGUCCGUCAAGCUUGCAGAUUUUGGUUUGGCAAAGGUUACCAAGUUAAAUGAUGUUAAAUCAAUUGGAGGCUCCCUGUACUGGAUGGCCCCUGAGGUUGUCAACUUGAGGAGUGGUGGAUAUGGGUUAGCAGCAGAUAUAUGGAGUUUAGGAUGCACAGUGUUAGAGAUGUUGACUCGUCAACCUCCUUACUCUCAUUUGGAACCGAAGCAAGCAGUAGUUCGAAUUGGCAGGGGUGAACUUCCACUAGUUCCGGAAUCCCUAUCCAUAAAUGCCCGAGAUUUCAUUCUUAAAUGCUUACAACUUAACCCAAACAAACGCCCAACUGCUGCUCAUCUACUGGACCAUCCAUUCGUAAUUGCUCAACAACCGGAUCAUCCAUUCACAAAGACAUCUUCUGCUGCUCAUCUACUGGACCAUCCAUUCGUAACUGCUCAACAACCGGAUCAUCCAUUCACAGAGAAGACAUCUUCCGAACUAAGGUCUAAAUUAGGGUUUAAACUAACAACGGCUCAAAUCAGAUACCUGAACGGAGAUCAGAUACCUGACGAACUCCAAACCAAUAAAGUCUAGACAAUUUAGACUGAUCAACGCUACUUUUUUUUUUGUUAAAUAUGUUUUUGGUCUUUCAACUUUAUGUGAAAAUUGACAUUAGUCCCUCUUCGAAACUUUGGUUCAAUUUAGUUCCUCAACUUCAAUAUUGUGUGGAUUUAGUUUA
Messenger RNA from Vigna unguiculata (cowpea), 1689 nucleotides. RefSeq names its product mitogen-activated protein kinase kinase kinase 1-like. Gene Ontology annotation, cellular component: cytoplasm. NCBI's taxonomy places the organism in Eukaryota, Viridiplantae, Streptophyta, Magnoliopsida, Fabales, Fabaceae. The record is from RefSeq and is a predicted model, not a curated record. Gene Ontology annotation, molecular function: MAP kinase kinase kinase activity; ATP binding. Gene Ontology annotation, biological process: protein phosphorylation; MAPK cascade.